Molecule: messenger RNA, 1960 nt
Organism: Impatiens glandulifera
Lineage: Eukaryota; Viridiplantae; Streptophyta; Magnoliopsida; Ericales; Balsaminaceae
Product: L-ascorbate oxidase homolog
Exons: 6
Coding region: 117-1754 (545 amino acids)
Molecular function (GO): oxidoreductase activity; copper ion binding
Source: RefSeq, a predicted model, not a curated record
AGAUUAAAUAAAUAUUGUUGUAAUGUAAAUAGAUUUUCAUUACAAUAUCUUUCUUCUCUCUCUCUAUAUCUAUCUAUAUAUUGUUUAUUGUUAGUUACAUUUCCGGGACGGAAAACAUGCCGCUAAAUUCAGUAGCUUUCUUCAUCAUUCUCGCCGUCGUCGGCGCCGGCGAUUUCACGCUACUUGUUAAAGCAGAUAGUCCGUACAGAUUCUUCAACUGGAAUGUUACUUAUGGAGACAUUUAUCCACUCGGUGUUCGUCAACAGGGAAUUCUGAUCAAUGGCCAAUUUCCAGGGCCGGACAUUGAAUCAGUGACGAAUGAUAAUCUGAUAAUCAACGUUUUCAAUAGUUUGGACGAACCUUUCCUCAUUUCCUGGAACGGUAUACAAAACAGAAAAAAUUCAUAUGAAGAUGGUGUUUAUGGUACAACAUGUCCUAUACCACCUGGAAAAAACUUCACAUACAUUCUACAAGUUAAGGAUCAGAUUGGAAGCUUCUAUUAUUUCCCUUCUUUGUCGUUUCACAAAGCUGCCGGAGGCUUCGGAGCCAUCAGAAUCCUCAGUCGCCCUCUUAUUCCGGUCCCUUUUCCCGACCCUGCCGGGGAUUAUACUGUCCUUAUCGGAGAUUGGUAUCAAGCUAAUCACACAAAAUUGAGAAGUAUUCUAGAUGGAGGAAGAAAAUUACCCUUUCCUGAUGCCAUCCUUAUCAAUGGGCGUGGACCAAAUGCUACAUCCUUCAAUGUUCAACAAGGAAAAACAUACAGGCUGAGAAUCUCAAACGUUGGACUACAAAAUUCACUAAACAUCCGAAUUCAAGGCCACAAGAUGAAACUAGUCGAAGUGGAAGGAACCCACACUCUCCAAACCACUUAUUCGUCGCUAGAUGUUCAUGUCGGACAAUCCUAUUCAGUUCUAGUAACUGCUGAUCAACCUCCAAAAGACUAUUACAUUGUAGUCUCCUCUAGAUUUACUUCCCAGGUCCUCAAAACCACCUCAUUCCUACGUUAUAGUAAUUCGGGGGGCCUCGCUUCGGGCCCGUUACCCGGAGGGCCGACUAUUGAAAUUGAUUGGUCACUUAACCAAGCACGUACGAUUAGAACCAAUCUUACUGCCAGUGGGCCUAGGCCUAAUCCACAAGGGUCGUACCAUUAUGGAAUGAUUAAUACUACCAAGACUAUAAGGUUGGCAAGCUCGGCUGGUCAAGUUAAUGGGAAACAGAGAUAUGCGGUUAAUAGUGUGUCUUAUGUUGCACCCGAUACGCCUAUGAAAGUGGCUGAUUUUUUUAAGAUUAGUGGGGUUUUUCGAGUUGGAAGCAUAUCGUAUAACCCAACUGGUGGAGGGAUUUAUCUUGACACGUCGGUUAUGGGCGUUGAUUAUAGAGCGUUUGUGGAAAUUGUAUUCGAAAACUCCGAGGAUAUUGUGCAAAGUUGGCAUCUUUCCGGUUACUCUUUCUUCGUAGUAGGGAUGGAUGGAGGGACGUGGUCAUCGGCUAGUCGAGACAAUUACAAUCUUCAUGAUGCAAUUGCCCGAUGUACGGUUCAGGUAUAUCCUAAAUCAUGGACGGCCAUUUACGUGGCACUUGACAAUGUUGGAAUGUGGAACGUGAGAUCCGAGUUUUGGGGAAGACAAUACCUCGGACAACAAUUUUAUCUGCGUGUUUACACUACAUCGACUUCCCUAAGGGACGAGUAUCCGAUUCCAAAGAAUGCGCUUCUUUGUGGAAGGGCUAGUGGGAGGCAGACAAGACCACUUUAAAACAUUUGGUGAAAACAUUUGCAUAAUUAUAUCUUGCCUCUUUAAGUAUUUAAUUUGUAUUAUUUAAGGUAAAGACCUUAGCUCGAGGUCUUAUUCUUUUCCCUUUAUUUAUGCUUAUGAAAUAGUAUUAAUUCAUUGUGAGAACGUUUCGGUUUAUGAAUUAUUGCUAUUCUUUUGAGGAAUAUUAAAUCAGUUUUUAUUAUAUU